This is a messenger RNA of Odobenus rosmarus divergens (Pacific walrus), 2022 nucleotides long. It is a transcript of the gene CREB5, whose product is annotated as cAMP responsive element binding protein 5. Lineage: Eukaryota; Metazoa; Chordata; Mammalia; Carnivora; Odobenidae. The record is from RefSeq and is a predicted model, not a curated record. Gene Ontology annotation, biological process: regulation of transcription by RNA polymerase II. Gene Ontology annotation, molecular function: DNA-binding transcription factor activity, RNA polymerase II-specific; cAMP response element binding. The transcript has 7 exons. Bases 166 to 1275 code for a protein of 369 amino acids.
AGCGAGCAAGUGAGCGAGCCGGAGGGAGAGAGCCAGAGCUAGGCGCAAGAGAAGGGCCAGCGCAUUACAUCAUCGCUUGGCCUGGAAUCAAGUGGGAAGGAUAUGACUCACUCAGGCUAGUUAAGCUUUGGCUCAAAUUCUACACACACUCAUUCCAGAGCUCUCAUGUUCUGCACCUCAGGAGGGAAUUCAGCCUCAGUGAUGUCCAUGAGGCCUGUCCCAGGCUCUCUAUCUUCUCUGCUACAUCUCCACAACAGACAGAGACAGCCCAUGCCAGCCUCCAUGCCUGGGACCCUGCCCAACCCGACGAUGCCGGGAUCUUCUGCCGUCUUGAUGCCAAUGGAGAGACAGAUGUCAGUGAACUCCAGCCUCCUGGGAAUGCAAGGUCCAAAUCUCAGCAACCCCUGUGCUUCUCCCCAGGUCCAGCCAAUGCAUUCAGAAGCCAAAAUGAGGUUGAAGGCUGCGUUGACUCACCACCCAGCUGCCAUGUCAAAUGGGAAUAUGAACACCAUGGGACACAUGAUGGAGAUGAUGGGCUCCCGGCAGGACCAGACGCCACACCACCACAUGCACUCACACCCGCAUCAGCACCAGACACUGCCAGCCCAUCACCCGUACCCACACCAGCACCAGCACCCAGCACACCAUCCUCACCCUCAACCCCAUCACCAGCAGAACCACCCACAUCAUCAUUCCCACUCCCACCUUCACGCACACCCUGCACAUCACCAGACCUCGCCACACCCACCCCUGCACUCCGGCAACCAAGCACAGGUCUCACCAGCGACACAACAGAUGCAGCCAACCCAGACAAUACAGCCACCCCAGCCCACAGGGGGGCGCCGGCGAAGGGUGGUGGACGAGGAUCCCGAUGAGAGGCGGAGGAAAUUUCUGGAACGGAACCGGGCAGCUGCCACCCGCUGCAGACAGAAGAGGAAGGUCUGGGUGAUGUCACUGGAAAAGAAAGCAGAAGAACUCACCCAGACAAACAUGCAGCUUCAGAAUGAAGUGUCCAUGUUGAAAAAUGAGGUGGCACAGCUGAAACAGUUGUUGUUAACGCAUAAAGACUGUCCAAUAACAGCCAUGCAGAAAGAAUCACAAGGAUAUCUAAGUCCGGAGAGCAGCCCUCCUGCCAGCCCCGUCCCAGCUUGCUCUCAGCAGCAGGUCAUCCAACAUAAUACCAUCACCACUUCCUCCGCAGUGAGCGAGGUGGUGGGAAGCUCCACCCUCAGUCAGCUUACCACUCACAGAACAGACCUGAAUCCCAUCCUUUAAAAUCCGCCGGUGGGUCAGACCUUGCCUCCAAGAAGAGCUGCCGCAUAUCAUGCGUCCUUUCUUUUAAGGGCAUUUUUAGAAUUAACUCAGACCUGGAAGACUCCUCAGCCCUUCAGAGACUGGCUUUCAUUUUUAUAGUUAUUAUGGAAAUGUCGUCUUUUAUACUUAGUUAUAUAAGAAAAAAAGGGAGUUAUGCAAUUAAUUAAUCUAUCAGCUUGGGAAAUGCUUUGGUGCUUUUCUCCAAUUUUCUGGUACCAGUUAACUUGUUUAUAAACUGAACUCUUUCUGUAUAUAGACACAGUUUCAUUUUUACCAGUCCAGCCCUUUGCCUGAAACAUUGACUCUUGUUAAACCGCAGCUUUUAGCCAAAAUGAGGCAUACCUAGAUGUCACGUAACCAGGUGAGAGGUAACUGGGUGGUGAGUCUCGCGACACUGUAACACACGCUGAGUUUGAGCUGUGAUGUCGCCAGAGUUCCAGACAAACACAGAGCCUUUUCCAUAUUUUUUUCUCUUCCUAAAAAAAUUAUAAGGUCUGCUGACGUCCAAAUAAAACCACCGAGCAUCUCGCCCCUUCUCCUCUUCCUCUCCGUCCACUUCCUCGAAUUGUCCUCUAAUUUCCUCCAGUCUUCCUUUCCAUUGCCACUUUUUCCUAGGCUCCCUGUAUACUCUUCAUUUUUACUUUCUUCCGUUUUAUUUUUUUUCCCCUUUAGCAUUGCAGGUAAAGAAGAAAAUAAUGCUUAAAGGAA